Parathielavia appendiculata is the source of this 2772-nucleotide messenger RNA. RefSeq lists its product as uncharacterized. The record is from RefSeq and is a predicted model, not a curated record. Gene Ontology annotation, molecular function: metal ion transmembrane transporter activity. Gene Ontology annotation, cellular component: membrane. NCBI's taxonomy places the organism in Eukaryota, Fungi, Ascomycota, Sordariomycetes, Sordariales, Chaetomiaceae. The transcript has 2 exons. Gene Ontology annotation, biological process: metal ion transport; transmembrane transport. Bases 1 to 2772 code for a protein of 923 amino acids.
AUGCCACAUCACUCGCCGUCCACAUGUCUCAGCAACAGGCCGCACGAUAACCGUGUCUCAGAUCCAGCAGUGCACUGCAACGCCUGUCUACCGGCCUCCAGAUCGGCGCGAUUCUACCAGAGCCUCUCCCCUGAAAGUCAACAGCGUAUAAAUCGCAUCAACGGGAAGACUCUCGAUCUCAGGUAUCACCUCGAGACCACGCAUCAGGUGUCAACCGCAGGGACUCGUCUUCGAGUCUUCAAGAGCGCAUUGUCCCAAUGGCGCACCGCUACAGGCCGUCAUGCAUACGGGCACGACACCUUUUCACCCAAGAAUGGCGCUGGCUCUAGGCGUUCCCAGACCCCGAGGAGCCCCGACUUUGAAAAGGCAGAUGACUCGGUUGAAAGUCAGAUCAAGGCACCUGUGCUUUACUUCAAAGAUGGACAGCCAUUUGACGUCCCAGGGCUGUCCAAGGCCUUCCCCCAUCAGAAGGUCACGGUGGCAGACCUGAUGUCAGAGGACGAGGCGAGGAACCCCAUCAUGCAGCCGACCGAAGACAACGUCGUCCGGUACUUCCACCUGCCCGCCAACAACAUGAUCUGGGUUGAGGAAGUCAUUGCUCGCUACUACCACGAGAAGCGGCCAGGCCCGGACGGCGUGCUCCACAAGUCAGAAUCGCGAAAACCUCCGUCCAAGACAGAUACGGUGCUCCAACCCCGAUAUUGGCGAGGGCAGCAAAAUUUUGAGGUCGACUCGGAAAUCCACGCUCGCCACAUGAGGCCCUUGUGCUCCGGCAUUUCGGUUGAUCCGGUGGCUUCGGAGCCAAAUCCCAGAACCACGGUGUUGUUUAUGCCCUACCUUCAUUGGGAGACUGAUCGGGGCAGGAAGAGGGCCGCCGAAAUUGCCAAAGAGGCCAACAAGCACAACUUGACUUCCAUCUCUGAUGUUGUCAACCAAGCGAAGAACCGAUUCAGUCACGUUAUCGAGCCCCAAGACCCCAUGGCGCCCGUAUGGGGAUCGCAGUCUGAACCCCCCAUCCUUGGACAUGUCGAGAGGAAAAAGGCCCUUGGCCAGGUUCUCCGUGCUGCGGCGGCCCUGCUCGAGGCAAUGGACUCGCAUGUGGAGGAGCAGCUGAUGAUCAAGUAUCUGCAUGCUGACCCGCCCCUGCAUCCGAGACGGACUCUCGAUCAGGCCUACUACGGCGCCUUGAGGAACACAGGUACCAGGGAUCGGGACCAGGUGGUGUACAGGGGAACGAUGCCCCAGCCACACGACUGCAUCGGGAUGGAUGCUUGUGAUCAGUGCAAGGAGGACAUUCGGAAGACGCCUAGGAUUAUCAUGGUUGACCAGCUGUGGUUGUGGAUACUCGACGAGAAAACCGUCCUCACCAGCUUCCCACGGCGAUGGGGAAGGAGCAGACCCGAUCCCUCGGCCGUCCACAAGAGCCUCCGCAUGCGGCUGCAAUAUGCUCGCCACGGCGAGAUAUCGUCCGCCUACGACCUUGCUUUGGUCAUUGUUGACGAGACGUCCCGGGUUUUCUUCGACAGGACCAAGACCAACACCCCGCAGCCAAACCUCGUUGAGCUCUUCAACGGUGCCAUCCGCGACCUAACUUACAAACAAACAGCAGCCUUCGACCAGUUUCUCAUCUACACACACCUUGCCUCCCGGGACUACAAACGGCAGCGAUACGUCUCGUCCGACAACUCGUCCCAGAACCACCUCCUCAACAUCAACCCCGAAGGGGAGCUGUUGAAAGAGACCAAGGAUAUAGUAGACGAACUCGGAAUAAUCCUUCGUAUUAAGGAGCAGCAGCACGCCGUCAUGGAGAGCCUGACAAAGCAUAUCCGGCGGGUACUAGCACCACUUAUCCGCUUUAAACGGCCCAACACAUCGCAGUCGUCCGCACCUUGGGAUAUCGCACUAGACGCCUCAGUCCACGACGACCCAGCCCGCCUCCUCGACGAACACCGCCGCCAAGCAGCCAAGCACACCCUUCUCAAAGCUGAGACCCUCCUCCUUGACCUCGACGAGCGCGUCUCGGAGUUGCGCACUCUCCUACAAAACGCCCAAAACACCUCCUCCGCGCUCAAAGACCUCCUGACUCUCAAACAGCAACAGGCCGGCGUGAUCGAAGCCCGCGAGGCUGUCAAGCAGGCCCAGCUGACCCUCAAACAGGGCCAGUCCAUCAUGAUCUUCACCAUCGUGACCAUCAUCUUUCUGCCGUUGUCCUUCAUGGCCUCUUUGUUUGGCAUGAACGCCGCCGAGCUCAACGAGGGCCUGCUGCCGCUGUCGACAGAGUUGCGGCUCAUGUUCCCCGUCUCGGCGGGCAUCAUCCUCACGUCGUUCUUGUUUGCCUUCUCGCGGGGCGUGUUUACAAAUAGCGUCGUCAUGUGGGUGCGGAGCGCGGUGAGUUUUGGGUGGAAUACUGCAUGGACGUGGCUGGCGGUGAGGACGGGCAUGUAUGUGGUGGGGAGGGAGAUGCUGGUCAAGGCGAACCGGUUGAGGGAGAGGGAGGGGACGAUCACGGGCGGUAUGAAGGCCGAGGUGCUGAGGCGGGAAAAGAAUCUGGAGAAGAUGCGCGCUGCUGGGCAUGUGAGGGCGCUGGCGAGGCAGAGGGGGAAAGUUGACGCAAGAGGGGGGAGUGGUGAUGGGACGGUUGUUAGUCCGGGCCUGUAUAGUGCGGGCACUCCGGCGAACCCGAGCCCAUUCCUGGCUUCUCGCGGAGGAUCUGUGGCGGACAUUGAGAUGGGAGAGAGGAGCUCGCAGGUUCAUCUUGUUCCAGAGAGGUGA